AUGUCGUAUCAGAACUUCAACCUGCUCGAUGUUGACGACGACGACUUCGAGCCCAAAGGCCCUGGGGGCUCACAACACCAACACCAACCGGGUCCGUCUUCCAGCAGACCUACUCUGACGCCGUUUGACAGCAUACAAGAUGGCGACACAUUUAUCGAGGCCGACGACUACGAUGCAUACGGCGACAGUGGCAAGCGACCGAUGGAAAAGCCGCCACAGCGAGGGAACAGCAUGUAUGGAAACAUGAAGGCGCGUCUGGGGUUUGGAGACCCGGACUACUCGGAGAUGGACCUGCCAUUGAACGAACGCACUCCCUACGAGAGAGAUGCUGAGUCGAUCAAUGCCGGAAUCUCCGAUGCUAGACCUUCGGGAACAAUGAACCGAACGAAAAUCAGAUCAAAGGUCAAAAAAAGCACCAUGAGUAUGCCCGAUUUCGACAUUCGACGCAUGUGGAACCGGAUGCGAGGCCACCAGGAGGAGCGGGGCCCCGAUGGACCGCGAGUUGUGCAUCUCAAUGACCCGGACGCCAACUCUGCGCUCAGAUAUGGUGAUAACCACAUUUCCACCACAAAGUACAACCUGUUUACGUUCCUGCCAAAGUUCUUCUUUGAGCAGUUCUCCAAGUAUGCCAACCUGUUCUUUCUGGCCACCGCGUGCAUCCAGCAGGUGCCCAACGUAUCGCCUACAAACAGAUGGACGACGAUUCUGACGCUGCUGGUGGUGCUGAUUGUGUCGGCUGUCAAGGAGCUGGUGGAGGACUUUAAGCGAGCGGCUGCCGACAAGGAGCUCAACUCAUCAACGGCCUACGUGCUAGAAGGAUCGUCGUUUGUGGCGAGGAAGUGGAUCGAUGUUGCAGUGGGAGACAUUGUGCGGGUGGACUCUGAAGAGCCCAUCCCUGCCGAUGUGGUCCUCCUGGCAUCUUCCGAACCCGAGGGUCUGUGUUACAUUGAGACUGCCAACCUGGACGGAGAGACCAACCUGAAGAUCAAACAGGCUCACGGAGAUACGGCUCCGUACGUGUCUCCCAGUGAGCUUUCUCGAGUCAGAGGCCAGCUAGAUUCCGAGCUACCCAACUCCUCUCUUUACACUUAUGAGGCGACCCUGAAGAUUGACGGACGGCCCCCGAUUCCCAUGUCUCCCGAGCAGAUGUUGCUUCGAGGAGCCACUCUGCGAAACACCGGAUGGAUCCACGGUCUGGUUGUGUUCACUGGUCACGAAACAAAGCUCAUGAGAAACGCCACAGCUGCUCCUAUCAAGAGAACGGCCGUGGAACACAUGCUGAACAUCCAGAUCAUCUUUUUGUUUACAAUUCUCAUUGUUCUGGCCGUGGUUUCCUCUCUGGGUAAUGUUAUCAUGAUCAGAGUCAACACCAAUCAGCUGAGUUAUCUCAUGUUGGCGGACCUGAAUCUCGGAGCACAGUUCUUCCUCGAUCUGCUCACUUACUGGAUUCUCUUUUCUAACCUGGUGCCAAUUUCUCUGUUUGUGACUGUCGAAAUCAUCAAGUUCUACCAGGCUUACCUAAUUUCCUCUGAUCUGGACAUGUACUACCGACCCACAGACACUCCUGCCGUUUGCAGAUCGUCUUCAUUGGUUGAAGAGCUGGGCCAGAUUGGCUACGUCUUCUCAGACAAGACAGGUACUCUGACUCGAAACAUUAUGGAGUUCAAGGCCUGUUCUAUUGCCGGGCGAGCUUAUGCAGAGGAGGUUCCCGAGGACCAACGAGCGACCGAGGACGACGAUAACAACGCCGACGACCCUGACUCGUUCGGAUUCCACGACUUCAACGAGCUCAAACGAUCCACUACUCAGCAUGCAUCUGCAGGAGUCAUCCAGGAGUUCCUCACUCUGCUGGCUACUUGUCACACUGUCAUUCCUGAGAUUCGAGACGAUGGCUCAAUCAAGUACCAGGCCGCUUCUCCCGAUGAGGGUGCUCUUGUUGACGGUGCUGCUACCCUCGGAUAUGCCUUUGCUAUGCGAAAACCCAAGACUAUUGGAGUUGACGUGAAACACGAUACAGAUACCAACCCUGCCGAGAGCCGGGAGUACGAGCUUCUCAACGUCUGUGAGUUCAACUCGACCCGAAAGCGAAUGUCUGCCAUUCUGCGAUGCCCUGAUGGAAAGAUCCGACUGUAUUGCAAGGGUGCAGAUACCGUUAUUCUCGAGCGUAUGGCGCCCAACAAUCCCUACGUAGACGCCACUAUGCGACAUUUGGAGGGAUUUGCCGCCGAAGGUCUCAGAACUCUUUGUUUGGCUGUCCGAGUUGUUCCUGACGAGGAAUAUGCUGCGUGGAACAAGCGUUUCGUGGAAGCUCAGACCACUCUCAACAACCGAGCCCAGAAACUCGACGAUUGUGCUGAGGAUAUUGAGAAGAACCUGUUCCUCCUCGGAGCUACAGCCAUUGAGGAUAAGCUUCAGGAUGGUGUUCCUGAGACUAUCCACACUCUCCAGUCUGCUGGAAUUAAGGUGUGGGUGCUCACCGGUGACCGACAGGAGACCGCCAUCAACAUUGGAAUGUCUUGUAAGCUGCUGUCUGAGGACAUGUCGCUUCUGAUUAUCAACGAGGAAGACUCGGCUUCUACUCUGGAUAAUAUCCAGAAGAAACUGGCUGCCCUACAAGGGUUGCGAGAGAACGACAGUGACUCUCUGGCUCUGGUAAUCGACGGCAAGUCUCUUGGAUUCGCUCUUGAGGACGAGAUGGAGGAAAUAUUCCUAGAACUGGCUCUGCUUUGUAAGGCUGUCAUUUGUUGUCGAGUCUCGCCUCUUCAGAAGGCUCUUGUUGUCAAGCUGGUCAAGCGAUACACCUCCGACUUGCUUCUGGCUAUCGGAGACGGUGCCAAUGAUGUUUCUAUGAUUCAAGCUGCUCACGUGGGUGUUGGUAUUUCUGGUAUGGAGGGUAUGCAGGCCGCCCGGUCUGCUGAUGUGUCUAUUGGCCAGUUCCGAUACCUGCGAAAGCUGCUGCUUGUACAUGGAGCCUGGUCCUACCAGCGACUGUCUAAGGCCAUUUUGUACUCUUUCUACAAGAAUAUUGCUCUGUACAUGACCCAGUUCUGGUACACCUUCUUCAACGGCUUUUCCGGUCAGUCGAUUUAUGAGUCGUGGACCAUCACCUUCUACAAUGUCUUUUUCACCGUUCUGCCUCCAUUUGUCAUUGGUAUCUUUGACCAGUUCAUUUCUGCUCGUUUACUUGAUCGAUACCCUCAGCUCUACCAGCUUGGUCAGCAUCGAGCCUUCUUCAACGUUCGACAGUUCUGGGAAUGGGUUGCCAACGGUUUCUACCACUCCAUUAUUCUGUAUUUUGGUUCUUGCGGUGUAUACAUGACAUCCAGAGAGUUGCCCAACGGUCUCACUACCGAUCAUUGGGUUUGGGGUACUGCUCUUUUCACCUCGUGUAUCCUAACGACCCUCGGUAAGGCUGCUCUGGUGACCAAUAUGUGGACCAAGUUUACGCUGAUUGCCAUUCCCGGCUCGUUCCUGCUUUGGAUCGGUAUUUUCCCUGCAUACGCCACUGUGGCUCCCAUGAUCAACGUGUCAAGAGAGUACCGAGGCGUUCUGGCUCACACUUAUCCUACCAUUGUGUACUGGGCCAUGACCUUUUUGCUGCCUACCAUCUGCCUGCUCAGAGACAUGCUGUGGAAGUACUACCGGCGAAUGUACGAUCCCCAAGCCUACCAUUACGUGCAGGAGAUCCAAAAGUACAACAUUGCCGAUUACCGGCCACGAAUGGAGCAGUUCCAGAAGGCCAUCAGAAAGGUGCGACAGGUACAGCGAAUGCGAAAGCAGCGAGGUUUUGCCUUCUCGCAGGCCGAUGAAGGCCAGGAGAAGGUCAUUCGAGCUUACGAUACCACUCAACAGAGAGGUCGACACGGAGAGAUGCGUCAUGCAGACGAGUACCGUACUGACGAACACAGCGAUGACGGCUACAACAACAACAACAACAACAACAAUCCCUUCGACGAUUCUGCGCAUAAGAACUUGGCUCCCAAUCCUUUUGAGCUAGAGUAA
Molecule: messenger RNA, 4002 nt
Organism: Yarrowia lipolytica CLIB122
Lineage: Eukaryota; Fungi; Ascomycota; Dipodascomycetes; Dipodascales
Biological process (GO): post-Golgi vesicle-mediated transport; phospholipid translocation; endocytic recycling
Cellular component (GO): plasma membrane
Molecular function (GO): magnesium ion binding; ATP hydrolysis activity; ATPase-coupled intramembrane lipid carrier activity
Source: RefSeq, a predicted model, not a curated record